Molecule: messenger RNA, 2331 nt
Organism: Lotus japonicus
Lineage: Eukaryota; Viridiplantae; Streptophyta; Magnoliopsida; Fabales; Fabaceae
Exons: 17
Coding region: 98-1975 (625 amino acids)
Molecular function (GO): 5'-nucleotidase activity
Source: RefSeq, a predicted model, not a curated record
CGACCAAGUCUCACUCACUCACACUUUCACUUUCACUUUCACUUUCAGUGUUCUCCGACACACAUUCAUUCUCCUUUUACUUUGCUCCAUCCAACACAUGUAUGCGGCGGAGCUUCUCAGCAUCUUCGCCGUGCACGGCGGAGGAGAUGCCACGCUCUCAGUUACCGCCGCCGCCGCCGCCAACAACAGAUUUUUCAAAACCUCAGCUUUCACGACACCCACUUCCCACAACGCUGCGAAUGUGAGGCUGGCCAAGGCAUUGACGCGUUGUCGCUGCACCGUUGACUCCAAGCCCGUCGGCGGCGACGUUUUCUCUGUGACGCCGCCGAACAAGUAUGACGUGGAUUACCUCGGCGAGAGCACCAAAGGGGAUUUGAAUGUCAAGUUGGAGCAUCUUGAGGCUUUUGGAAUUGAUGGGCAGGCGAUUGAGGAAGUGGCCAGAGCAGAGGCAAGAGAAGCAGAAGACUUGCUAAAAGACCUCGGUAUUCCGAGCCCUUCUUCGUCCAGAAAUUCACCUCGUGGAAUAUUCUGCACCCGUACAUUGAAUCUGCGGUCGAUCAGUGUAAUUGGAUAUGACAUGGACUAUACUUUGGUCCAGUAUAAUGUGAGGGCUUGGGAAGGGCGGGCUUAUGACUACUGUAUGGAAAACCUUAAGAAUAUGGGCUUCCCUGUUGAUGGGCUUGAAUUUGAUCCUGACCUGGUAAUUAGAGGCCUUGUCAUAGACAAAGAGAAAGGCAAUUUGGUUAAAGCUGAUCGAUUUGGUUAUAUAAAAAGAGCCAUGCACGGCACCAAAAUGUUAUCUACUCGAGCUGUUAGUGAGAUGUACGGGAGAGAACUGGUGGACCUGCGAAAGGAGAGUAGAUGGGAGUUUCUCAAUACACUGUUCUCUGUGUCUGAAGCUGUAGCCUACAUGCAGAUGGUUGACAGAUUGGAUGAUGGGACAAUACCAUCGGAUCUUGGCCCCUUGGAUUAUAAAGGACUUUAUAAGGCUGUUGGAAAAGCUCUCUUUUGGGCACAUGUAGAAGGUCGUCUUAAGAGUGAGAUCAUGUCUAAGCCUGAACAGUUUGUGGAGCCAGAUCCAGAAUUACCUCUGGCACUUUUGGAUCAGAAGGAGGCUGGUAAAAAACUAUUGCUCAUUACCAACUCGGAUUAUCAUUACACAGACAAAAUGAUGCGGCAUUCUUUUAAUCGAUUCCUUCCAAAUGAUAUGGAUUGGCGAGAUCUAUUUGACAUAGUAAUUGUGUCAGCGAGAAAACCAGAGUUCUUCCAAACGUCACAUCCCAUGUAUGAAGUGGUCACAGGCGAGGGUCUGAUGCGUCCAUGCUUCAAGGCUAAAUUUGGUGGUUUAUACUCAGGGGGAAGUGCACAGAUGGUUGAAAAUUCUCUUGAUAUCCAUGGAGAUGAGAUAUUAUAUGUUGGUGACCAUAUUUACACAGAUGUCAGUCAAUCCAAGGUUAAUUUGCGAUGGCGAACAGCAUUGGUUUGUCGUGAACUGGAAGAAGAGUACAGUGCCUUGAUUCAUAGCCGGAGUCAGAGAGAAUCAUUAGUGGAGCUUAUAAAUCAAAAGGAGGUUCUAGGGGAUCUCUUUAACCAACUUCGGCUGGCUCUGCAAAGGCGAAGCAAAGACCGUCCUGCUCAAACACUUGCAGCAACCAACAUGAAAGAUGAAGACCUCACUGAAAGCAUGCAAAAGCUACUUAUUGUUAUGCAAAGACUGGAUGAGAAAAUUGCUCCAAUGCUGGAGGAAGAUGGGGAGCUCUUCAAUUCAAGGUGGGGCUAUCUAUCUCGUGCUGGACUGUGGGAUAAAAGUCACUUGAUGAGACAAAUUGAAAAAUAUGCUGAUAUUUAUACAUCUAGAGUGUCAAACUUUUUAUAUUACACCCCCUUCAUGUAUUUCCGCUCUCAGGAACAGAAUCUUGCGCAUGACUCAUACUCACACUACUGUUCAGCACUCAAUGAUGACUUUUCUUCUUAGGGAAAAAUUGCGGGAAGAAAAACGGAUUAGUAUAAGAAAUAAAGAAUCUGUUGUUGACAUUGUUAGCAGAUGUAUCAUUGUAACAGUAUCCAAUGCUGUGAUGAUGAUGAUACCUUGUAUUAUUUGAAACUCAUAUAAUAUCCACGGAAGACUCAUGUAGCAUUUUUACCUUGGCCAAGUGGUGCUAAGUGGCCCCUGGUUAUAGGAGAGCAAAGCCCCACCAGGCAAAGAAGGGAAACACAAAUGGCUAGAGAUUUUGUUUCCAACUGAUUGUGAAUUUGGUGUUGAUUUCAGCAAUUUACAUGAUGUAAUCAGAUUGACAAUUUGGCAAUGCAUUGUUAGAAAUCAUUGAACAA